CCUAAACCACCUGGUAUCUCUCACUUCUCAUCCCCAACAAUGAUAGCAACAACCUCACAUCGGGCUGUGGUGGCUCUUAGAUAUGCAGCGUCUGCCUCUGAGCAGAAAAUAGCUGCAACUCCCUCACGCAUGGUCAGCAGCCCCGUUGCAAGCUCCAGCCGUCUGAGCCUCGCCACACCCAUCGCAGCCCCUCCCAGCAGACCUUUUGUCAGCAUCCCCACCCGAUCCACCCUCACCUCUGCUGGUCGUCAGACUACCCUUCGGCAGCAGAAACUUGCCUCCUUACCUCGGCUUACGCCUCCAUCUCAUCGCACCCUCGCCACGCAUGCCCCCACUCUUACUUCCAAGCCGGAAAACCCAGAAGAGCCAAAUGUGUACAAGAAGGGCGAUCCGACGAUUCUCUUGACUGAGAGGGCGGUGAAACAGCUAUUGAAGAUUGCGCUCAAGGAUAAAGACAAGGCAGCCAGGCUAGGGCUGAGGAUCGCAGUUGAGCCAGGGGGAUGUCAUGGUUAUCAGUACAAGAUGGAGCUGGAGGAGGGCGAGGAGGGGCAAGAUGGGCCUGGGGAAGAGGAUGACUUUCGCUUCCAAGCAACGCAAGAAUCCGGCGAGAUCCCCCCUCUACCAAUCCUCAUCGACUCCAUCUCCCUCACACUCCUACAGGGCUCCACAAUCGACUAUGUCACCGAGCUCAUCGGAUCGCAAUUUGCCAUAAAGGACAAUCCGCAGGCAAAGGGAGCAGGAUGCGGAUGUGGUGUGAGCUGGGAACCCAUUGUCUGAGAAGGAGAGCCGGGUGUGUUGUAAUAUAAGAAUUGAAACCCAUAAUGAUGUGCAAGUCUGAAUCUCAUUUGUCUUGGUACAAGUACACCUGUAAUUCCUCUUUACACUCUUCAGCCAGCUCAUCCGCUCACUAAGCGACCAACUUCUGCAACGCCUCUUCAUACGGGCCCUUUAAUCCCUCCAAUUGUCCCUCUUCCACCUUGAUCUUCUCAAGCUUCCUGCCCUCACUCCUCUUGACACCAGCCUUGAUCAUCCCCUUGAAAUGUCUCGCCUCCUGACUCUCGACCAAACUCCAACUCUUGC
Molecule: messenger RNA, 1080 nt
Organism: Microstroma glucosiphilum
Lineage: Eukaryota; Fungi; Basidiomycota; Exobasidiomycetes; Microstromatales; Microstromataceae
Exons: 2
Coding region: 40-777 (245 amino acids)
Biological process (GO): iron-sulfur cluster assembly
Cellular component (GO): mitochondrion
Molecular function (GO): 4 iron, 4 sulfur cluster binding; iron ion binding; 2 iron, 2 sulfur cluster binding
Source: RefSeq, a predicted model, not a curated record